Manduca sexta (tobacco hornworm) is the source of this 4591-nucleotide messenger RNA. It is a transcript of the gene tim, whose product is annotated as protein timeless. Gene Ontology annotation, biological process: replication fork arrest; DNA repair; DNA replication checkpoint signaling. NCBI's taxonomy places the organism in Eukaryota, Metazoa, Arthropoda, Insecta, Lepidoptera, Sphingidae. Gene Ontology annotation, molecular function: DNA binding. The transcript has 18 exons. Gene Ontology annotation, cellular component: replication fork protection complex. The record is from RefSeq and is a predicted model, not a curated record. The coding region runs from base 413 to 4126 and encodes 1237 amino acids.
GUUGUUUCUACAUUUUGUACUACUUAGUUUUGACUUUUGACGCAGUUCUUAAGUUAUCCCUUUCCAUAUAUAUUAUAAUUCUCUUUGGUUAUCCCAUAUCUAUAUCUAGUUUGACUCCUGUUCAUUAUUCAUUAUUCAUUGAGUGACACUGAGUAAUAUGAACGUGAACGACGGAAUUACUUAAAUUUAGGUAAUUUCAGUGAGUUAGCCAGUGAUUGAGGGAAUAUUCCAUUAAGAAUUUCAAAUAUAAUGUGUCAAUCAAUUCUUGUGUAAAUUGUGUCUGAAAUCAAAUCGUUCCCUUUACUGCAAUAAAAAUUUAAGAGAAAAAUUAAAUUCGUUAAAAGACUUUUGAUUCCAUUUGAUUGAAAACUGGUAUAAUAUAACGCAAGUUCGCGCAACAAAGAGAUAGAAGAUGGAAUGGGUGCUACGAAGUCCUCAGAUCCACAGCACAUUUAGUAAUCUUGGAUUUCUACAUGCAGAUGGGUAUCAUGUGAACCAAAAUUGUAAUGCUGCCCUUGAAGCGAUCCUGCACAAUAUUAUAACGGAAGAUAAAUAUUUACGUACAUUUCGUAGAAGUAUAAGUUUUGGCCAGAAUAUCAAGAAGGAUUUAAUACCUCUCUUGAUUCACACUAAAGAUGACAAAACUACAGAACUCUUGAUUAGAAUUUUAGUAAAUUUAACUAUUCCAAUUGAGUGUUUACUUUCAGUUGAUGUAAUUUCACAAAAUGAUUUUGGUCGACAUACUAUUUUUGAAAUUAAUAAUCUACUUACAUCUACCAAAGUUGCAUUUACAGAUCAUAGAGCAACAAGAGUAAUUAUAGAGUUCUUAAAGAAAAAUGUAGAUUUCGAACAAAAAUCAAAGCUGUCAGCAGAACAAUGUACAAAUAUAAGCAAUAGUCUUCUGCUGCUCAGGAAUAUCUUGCAUAUACCUGAAGACAACAGCAACCAGAGUCCUAGUUACAAUGGAACUGCUCACACCGUACAAAACCAGAUCCUAUGGAAUAUAUUCAGCCAAAGUAUAGAUAAAGUUCUUAUCAAGUUGAUGACCAUCCCCGAUGCGACCAAAUGGGCUGUUACAAUGGUUCAGUUAAUAGCUUUGUUAUACAAGGAUCAGCACAUCGUCACGUUGCACAAACUGCUCAAUAUGUGGCUCGAGGCGUCGCUCUCGGAAAGCUCUGAAGAUAAUGAAAGUAACACUUCUCCCCCAGACAGAGGUAGUGAAGACUCAUCACCCAUUUUAACAUCUGAUCCCACGUCGGAUUCAUCCGACACGGGUGCAAGCGGUAAAUCCAACGAUGAACCUAACUUGGUCAACAACGGUUGGGAGACUACAUCCAUGAAUAAUCAAAAUGAGAAUCUUAAUAAUACAUUUCAACAAGCAAACGAAAAGGAAGAUGAAAAACAUGAAAUGGAACAUCCCCCUGAUGAGCCGAUGAAGGUUAUCGAAAAUGAUAAAGCGGCAUCUUGCAGUAGCAAUGUUUUUUCAGAGCGAUGUGACCAAGCUCAAUCACAUACCCAAGAAAAAAAAACAAUGAUAUCUGAAAAUUCAGAUUGUGGGUACGGAACACAAAUCGAAAACCAGGAGUCAAUUUCAACAUCCAGUAAUGAAGACGAGCUGCCUGCUCAGAAACCCGUUCAUCAAAAACCCCAUAAUCCUAAACAGAGAAUCAACAACAAGGUCCGUUCUGGGGUUAAUCUUCAAGAGCGAAAAAGGAAAAAAAUCGUUAAAAGGGGCAAAGCCAACAUAAUAAACGUACAAGGAUUAUCGCAUAAAACACCGACGGACGACGAUAUAUCGAACGUCUUAAAAGAAUUUACAGUCGAUUUCUUGUUGAAGGGAUACAAUUCUUUAGUUCAGACCCUUCACAGCCAAAUUCUCACCAACAUGCAGUUAGAAAUCGACACGUCACAUUUUUUCUGGCUCGUGACAUAUUUUCUGAAGUUUGCUACACAAAUUGAACUAGAUUUGGAACACAUUUGUUCCGUGCUAUCAUUCGACAUAUUGUCUUACUUGACGGCGGAAGGUGUAAAUCUGUGUGAGCAAUUUGAGUUAGCUAUUAAGCUGGAUGGAAACGAUUUAAAACCCUGCAUGAGAAGGCUUCAUUUAGUAGUGACUGCUAUAAGAGAAUUUGUUCAAGCCAUUGAAGUGUACAAGAAGUUCUCUCACAUAUGCAAGGAUGAUCAGGAGGAGCUCAUUAAGUUGCAGAUCAAAAUGUGUGAGACUGAAGAGCUGCGAUCUCUUCUGGUGCUAUUGUUACGGCACUAUAACCCAAGAUACCAUACCAAACAAUAUUUACAGGAUCUCGUGGUGACAAAUCACAUUUUGCUGUUGUUUUUGGAUAACGUUAUGAAGUUGCCUGAUUACCACGGCUCCACCAAUAUGCUUGAUCACAUUAAACAAUUCGCUACUCCUGAGGUGAUGUACCAGUACGGACUUCUGCUGGAGGAUUACGCAGGCAACGGGGAGUUUGUGAACGAUUGCAUUUUCACUCUGAUGCACCACGUCGGAGGAGAGUUAGACAGUUUGAUAACGCUGUUCCAACCUAAGAUAUUGAAAACGUUCACUUCUAUAUGGAAAUCGGAAUUUGAAAUAUGUGACGACUGGUCGGAUUUGAUCGAGUACGUCAUAAAUACGUUCAUAAAGAAACCGCACACGUUACAAAGCAUGGCUAACUUCAGGCUGGACGCGGAAAGCUUUGAAGAUAAUAAGAUGGUUGUUAAGCCGACCGUAGUGCUGGAUCGCCAGAAUAAAACAGAGAUGAAUCCACCCGAAAUAAAGAAAAUAUCGGGAAAUAAUAACACCGGCAACUCAUCUAAAGACACAUGGACGGAAGACGAGUUAUCAUCUCUAAGCUGGAAUUACUUACAAUGCAACUCAUCGCCAGAUGUAAUCGGAGAAAUAAUUAAGUUGUUCAAAGAAGAUGGCAUCAUUAAAUCCAGAGAUUCAGUUAUAAAGGAACUAUACCAUCAAAAUAUUAUAAACAAAGAUGAUUAUGAAAGUUACGUGAAAGGUGAAAGUGAACGCAACUUUAAGGCAGUCCAGGCGAACAAAGAGUUAAGAGAAGACGAAAUCGAGAAGCUUUGUGAACAGCUUGCGCAAGACGGUAAAUCCAAGUUCUUGGAUUGGGUGCAGAAAGUGUUGCUGGACACGUGCUACGCUAAGAUAUAUUUGGAGAAGAAAAAGAACAGUGACUCUACACUGGACAACACGGAUUGCAAAUUGUUGAAUUUUGAACUGUUCAAAAAGAAGUCAAAUGAUUAUCCGGCUAUGUCGCCGGUGUCGUACCAUUCCCUGCUUUUCAACCAAUCAGUUCCGUUGGUACCUUGGAACUGUAGCCAGGCUAACAUAUGCAAAGAUUUAAAAUUCCUGCAACUAUUGCAUAAACUGGGAUUCCAUAUGCCUGUAGAUUCGGGCAAAGUAUUUAUUCGCAUUCCACAUUUCUGGGCGGCGGAGUUCCUAUAUGACGUAGCAUCCAAAAUAGCUUCUAUAGACAAAUCUAAAUUAAAGUUUUCUAUAAGUGAAUUUUCUGAAGGCGGUACUACUUUUAUAGCUAACACAAAACCAGAAAGUAAUUUGAUGCUAUCAGAUGAUUUUAGCAAAGACGUCUCUAUGAUGGAAACAUCGGAUAAUCCAUAUCAAAUCCAAAAACAAACGCAUCUCGCGACGAUGGUUAACUUUACGCCCAUGCCCGGAACCUCUUUCCACUCAGACAGUGGUGAAGUGGACAAGCACAACUGGUUAGAGGUGGUACAGAAAUCGCAAGAAUACAAAAUCAGUUUAACAAUGGCAACCCGCUCGACCGAGGAGGACGAGGAGGAGGGUUCGGACGUGGUGAUGCAGCUUCCGGUGCAGGAGCCAGCGCUGGUGCCGCUGGUGGCGCCGCCCGCGGCCGCCACGCCGCUGCUCAUGCCCGUCAAACAAGAUAUGCCCAUCUUCACCGUGAAUCUCGCUGAAUCGGAAUAUUAUAAUAAUAGUUUGUGUGAAACUGCGUCGGUUGCUUCCGACUUGACUCGAAUGUACGUCUCGGACGAAGACGAGAAGCCGGGCGACGCCGGCGCCGCGCACGCCGCGCACGCCGCGCACGCCGGGAAGCGGCCGCGCGUCGAGUUCUCACCCAAGUUUUAAUUACAACCACUAACUGCAUACAAUAGUUUCAAAUAAAUGUUAUGACUUUUAAGUAUCUCUAAAUGGUGAUGUAUUAAUAAUAUAAUGUAACGAGUUGUAUGAACUGGUAGAUGUGUAGAUUUAUUUGAUACAAAAAUCUUCCGCAUUCCCUAUUUUGUACUGUUUUUAUCUGACAGUGAAAGUGAAAUAUAUGUGUAAGAUGUCGAUUUAAAUGUUUUAAGGUGUUAUGAAAUGUUUUAAAGAUUUUUCCAUUUCGUUUGUUUUAUGUAUUAAAAUAGGUAAAAUAAUUUUUGUAAGGUGUCAAUGACCCUGUAAAUAAAUAGUUUUUUUUUGUAACAAAAUCUUUUUACUAAUAAUUUACAACAAACUUAACAAUAUUACGUAGCACACAUACAACAACAAAUAUUCUUGCUAUAUACAAUAUGUAACAAACAGAAUUAUGUUAAUAAAUACCUCUAAAAUUCA